Podarcis lilfordi (Lilford's wall lizard) is the source of this 14633-nucleotide messenger RNA. The record is from the annotation of a GenBank genome assembly. NCBI's taxonomy places the organism in Eukaryota, Metazoa, Chordata, Lepidosauria, Squamata, Lacertidae.
AGGGUCCAGUGUGCUUUGAAGAUGUCGCUGUUCGUUUCACGGACGAGGAGUGGGCGUUGUUGGAUCAUGACCAGAGAGCUCUGCAUAAGUACGUCAUGGAGGAGAUUUGUGGGAUCGUGGCCUCUCUUGGUAAGGCUCCCUGUGGGAUCGUCCUAUCUGCCAGGAAAUUCAAAAAAUACCUCUAUGUGACAAACCUCAUCUAUUUUCACAGAGCUCAACGGCGCCCCCCACAACACCUGGGAACCUAAUGCCCCACAAUAAACCUUGAACAGCAAAUUACAGUUUUUUCUGUCAAAAAUCUUCCACCAGUUCUGCCUUUUUAUACUACGAUUCGGCUGGUCAGAACUGCCCAGGCAUCUUAAAUGUCAACUUAAGAGUUGUUAGGAAAGAUAAGUAGUUUCUGUCAGGUUUUCUGUUUUUGUUUUUGCUGCUGUCAGUCUUGGGUUGACCAAAGAGAUGACUGACACUGGAGAUGGAGGGGAUGCCAUGACUGGGCCAAACAAAAUCCGUCCCAGAGAAGAGCCAGGCUUAUUGAAUCUCAGGUAGUAGUAGCAGUGAUAGUAAUAGUAAUAAUUUUUAUUUAUCCCCUGCCCAUCUGGCUGGGUUGCCCCAGCUCCUCUGGGUGGCUUCCAACACAUAGAAUCAUAGAAUCAUAGAGUUGGGAGAGACCACAAGGGCCAUCGAGUCCAACCCCCUGCCAAGCAGGAAACACCAUCAGAGCACUCCUGACAUAUGGUUGUCAAGCCUCUGCUUAAAGACCUCCAAAGAAGGAGACUCCACCACACUCCUUGGCAGCAAAUUCCACUGUCGAACAGCUCUUACUGUCAGGAAGUUCUUCCUAAUGUUUAGGUGGAAUCUUCUUUCUUGUAGUUUGGAUCCAUUGCUCCGUGUCCGCUUCUCUGGAGCAGCAGAAAACAACCUUUUUCCCUCCUCUAUAUGACAUCCUUUUAGAUAUUUGAACAUGGCUAUCAUAUCACCCCUUAACCUCCUCUUCUCCAGGCUAAACAUGCCCAGCUCCCUUAGCCGUUCCUCAUAAGGCAUCGUUUCCAGGCCUUUGACCAUUUUGGUUGCCCUCCUCUGGACACAUUCCAGUUUGUCAGUGUCCUUCUUGAACUGUGGUGCCCAGAACUGGACACAGUACUCCAGGUGAGGUCUGACCAGAGCAGAAUACAGUGGCACUAUUACUUCCCUUGAUCUAGAUGCUAUACUCCUAUUGAUGCAGCCCAGAGUUGCAUUGGCUUUUUAGCUGCCGCGUCACACUGUUGGCUCAUGUCAAGUUUGUGGUCAACCAAGUCUCCUAGAUCCUUUUCACAUGUACUGCUCUCAAGCCAGGUGUCACCCAUCUUGUAUUUGUGCCUCUCAUUUUUUUGCCCAAGUGCAAUACUUUACAUUUCUCCCUGUUAAAGUUCAUCUUGUUUGUUUUGGCCCAGUUCUCUAAUCUGUCAAGGUCGUUUUGAAGUGUGAUCCUGUCCUCUGGGGUGUUAGCCACCCCUCCCAGUUUGGUGUCAUCUGCAAAUUUGAUCAGGAUGCCCUUGAGUCCAUCAUCCAAGUCGUUGAUAAAGAUAUUGAAUAAGACCGGGCCCAAGACAGAACCCUGUGGCACUCCACUAGUCACUCUUCUCCAGGAUGAAGAGGAACCAUUGAUGAGCACCCUUUGGGUUCGGUCAGUCAGCCAGUUACAAAUCCACUGAGUGGUAGCAUAGUCAAGACCGCAUUUUACCAGCUUCUUUACAAGAAUAUCAUGAGGCACCUUGUCAAAUGCCUUGCUGAAAUCAAGGUAGGCUACAUCCACUGCAUUCCCUUCAUCUACCAGGCUUGUAAUUCUGUCAAAAACGAGAUCAGGUUAGUCUGACAUGACUUAUUUUUCAGAAAUCCAUGCUGACUAUUGGUGAUCACAGCAUUCCUUUCUAGGUGCUCACAGACUGUUUGCUUAAUGCUCUGCUCCAGAAUCUUCCCUGGUAUUGAUGUCAGACUGACUGGGCGAUAAUUAUUUGGGUCCUCUCUUUUCCCCUUUUUGAAAAUAGGGACAACAUUUGCCCUCCUCCAGUCUGCCGGGACUUCGCCUGUUCUCCAGGAAUUCUCAAAGAUGACUGCCAGUGGUUCUGAGAUCACAUCUGCCAGUUCUUUUAAUACUCUUGGAUGCAGUUCAUCUGGCCCUGGAGACUUGAAUACAUCUAAACUAGCCAAGUAUUCUUGUACUAUCUCCUUAGUUAUUCUGGGCUGUGUUUCCUCUGCUGAAUCAUUUGCUCCAAAUUCUUCAGGUCGGGCAAUGUUUUCUUUAUCGGAGAAGACUGAGGCAAAGAAGGCAUUGAGGAGUUCAGCCCUUUCUGUGUCCCCUGUUUGCAUUUCACCAUCUUCUCCUCUGAGUGACCCCACUGUUUCUUUGUUCUUCCUUUUGCUACGGACAUACCCAUAAAAGCCUUUUUUGUUGCUUUUAACCUCUCUAGCAAGCCUGAGUUCAUUCUGUGCUUUAGCUUUUCUGACUUUGUGUCUACACGUGCUGGCUAUUUGUUUGAAUUCCUCUUUGGUGGUUCCCCCCUUUUCCAUUUUUUGUACACAUCCUUUUUUAAUCCUAACUCAGUUAAAAGUUCUUUAGAUAGCCACCCUGGCUUCUUUAGGCACCUUCCAUGUUUCCGUCUCAUUCCGUUCUAUUGUUUUCCUCUAUUUCUUUGCAUUGCUCGUUUAAGAAGGCCUUCUUGUCUCUCCUUGCUAUUUUUUGGAAAUCUGCAUUCAAUUUCCUGUAUCUUUCACUAUCUCCCUCGCAUUUUGCUUGCCUUCUCCCCCCGCUAUUUGUAAGGCCUCAUUGGACAGCCACUUUGCUUUCUUGCAUUUCCUUUUCAUUGGGAUGGUUUUAGUUGCUGCCUCCUGUAUAAUGUUACGAGCCUCCAUCCAUAGUUCUUCAGGCACUCUGUCCACCAAAUCUAAAUCCUUAAACCUGUUCCUCACUUCCACUGUGUAUUCAUAAGGGAUUUGACUUAGAUUGUAUCUUACCGGCCCAGUGGUUUUUCCUACUUUCUUCAGUUUAAGCUUGAAUUUUGCUAUAAGAAGCUGAUGAUCUGAGCCACAGUCAGCUCCAGGUCUUGUUUUUGCUGACUGUAUAGAGCUUCUCCAUCUUUGGCUGCAGAGAAUAUAAUCAAUCUGAUUUUGAUGCUGCCCAUCUGGUGAUGUCCAUGUGUAGAGUCGUCUCUUGUGUUGUUGGAAAAGAGUGUUUGUGAUGACCAGCUUGUUCUCUUGGCAGAACUCUAUUAGCCUUUGCCCUGCUUCAUUUUGAACUCCAAGGGCAAACUUGCCAGUUGUUCCUUUUAUCUCUUGACUCCCUACUUUAGCAUUCCAAUCCCCUAUAAUGAGAAGAACAUCCUUCUUUGGUGGUGUCAUUUCUAUAAGGUGUUGUAAGUCUUCAUAGAAUUGGUCAAUUUCAGUUUCUUCAGCACCAGUGGUUGGUGCAUAAACUUGGAUUACUGUGAUGUUAAAAGGUCUGCCUUGGAUUCGUAUCGAGAUCAUUCUAUCAUUUUUGAGAUUUCAUCCCAGUACAGCUUUUGCCACUCUUUUGUUGACUAUGAGGGCCACUCCAUUUCUUUUACGGGUUUCUUGCCCACAGUAGUAGAUGUGAUGGUCAUCCGAACUGAAUUCGCCCAUUCCCGUCCAUUUUAGUUCACUGAUGCCCAGGAUGUCAAUAUUUAUUUUUGCCAUCUCAUUUUUGACCACAUCCAACUUGCCAAGGUUCAUGGUUCUUACAUUCCAGGUUCCUAUGCAAUAUUUUUCUUUACAGCAUUGCACUUUCCUUUCGCUUCCAGGCAUAUCCGCAACUGAGCGUCCUUUCGGCUUUGGCCCAGCCGCUUCAUCAGCUCUGAAUCUACUUGUACUUGUCCUCCGCUCUUCCUCAGUAGCAUGUUGGACGCCUUCCGACCUGAGGGGCUCAUCUUCCAGCGUCAUAACAUUUAUAUGCCUGUUGUCUUUGUCCAUGGAGUUUUCUUGGCAGGGAUACUGGAGUGGCUUGCCGGUUCCUGUUCCAGGUGGAUCACGUUUGGUCAAAACUCUCCACUAUGACCUGUCCAUCUUGGGUGGCCCUUCACGGCAUAGCUCAUAGCUUCUCUGAGUUAUUCAAGCCCUUUCGCCAUGGCAAGGCAGUGAUCCAUGAAGGGGAUGAUCCAUGAACAACUUAUACUAGUGGCUAAAAUCAUGGAAACCUUUUUUAAAAGUGUGUUUGAUGGCUCAUAACACCACUUUUUUGGGAAAUGAUACCAUAGGAAAGGGACGCGGGUGGCGCUGUGGGUUAAACCACAGAGCCUAGGGCUUGCCAAUCAGAAGGUCGGUGGUUCGAAUCCCCACGAUGGGGUGAGCUCCCGUUGCUCGGUCCCUGCUCCUCCCAACCUAGCCGUUCGAAAGCACGUCAAAGUGCAAAUAGAUAAAUAGGUACCGCUCCGGCGGGAAGGUAAACUGCGUUUCCGUGCGCUGCUCUGGUUCGCCAGAAGCGGCUUAGUCAUGCUGGCCACAUGACCCGGAAGCUGUCUGUGGACAAACUGGCUCUCUCGGCCAAUAAAGCGAGAUGAGCGCCGCAACCCCAGAGUCGGUCACGACUGGAUCUAAUGGUCAGGGGUCCCUUUACCUUUACCUUACCAUAGCAAAGAUAAUUUAAUGAAGAUUGCAAUGCAAUAACUUUUAUGGAGGAGUAUUUAUUAGAACAGUAGUCAUAACAAAGAAAUGUGAAACGCUUAGAAAAAAGGAGAUAUACAGAAAUUCUCACCAUGUCAAUUAAUACUGACUUCGGUAACCUUUAGCUUUAAUUCCGGCCUUACAACGCCUUCCCAUGGAGUGAAGCAAGGUUUUUAGUUCUGCAGCUGCAAUAAUGUGAAACCAAGACUGAAUUAUUGCCUCUAUUAAUUGGGCUUUAUUGCUGGGUUGCUUCUGACUAACAAGUUUCUUUAGUCGGUUCCCAAGAUUUUCGCUUGGGCUAUUCCCAGGCCAUUCCAGCAGUGGAAUAUGAUUUCACAUUCAGAACACUUCAGUUCAGGCUCAAGUAUUUGAUUUAUGUAUUUGGGGGCAUUGACGUUCCCAUUAAUGACACAAAUUCUGCCCCCACCUUUUGCUGUCAUACAACUCCAGAUCAUCACACUAUCUGGGUGUUUCACGGUCGGUGUAAUGCAAGUAGGAUGUAAAUCUCCCAUUCUCCUCCUCGCGUAUGUCAUACCAUCACUACCAAGCAAGGAGAUUGGGGUCUCAUUGCUCCAAAUAACACUGUCCCAUUGUUCCGCUGACCAGUUACCAUGGGUUUUAGCCAGUUUAAUCUUUUCCACCUUUGCUUGAGAGAUAAUGGCUUUUCCCUUGGAAUUCUAGCAUUAUACCAGUCCUUGCACUCAACUUCACCUUACAUUGCCCCAUGUCAUCUUGUAAACACCCGGAUGAUUUUCUUCUGUCACGUAGGCACAGUCUCUUCAUCCUUCGAUCGUCACUUGCUGUUGUGCACCUUUUCCUUCCUUUACAAGUCUGAUUUUGUAGUGACUGAGUCUUCUUAUACCUCUUCACAAAUAUAGAAAGGCCAGCUUUGGUUAAGUUUUCCUCAAUCUUUCUUCUUCUUUUUCCUUUUUUAAAAAUGAAUAUUUAUUGAAUUUUAUAACAAAUAAAAAUAUCUUAAUCAUGAUGUUAUAUACCAUUGUUCUCCGUCCCGUCCUCCGGAUUUCCCUUGACUCUGUUACAAUAUGAGAACAUCGCAGCUGCAGACAGCCAGCUUGUUGACAUCAUGUGAUAUGGCUAGCUGUUGGAAAGUAAAUUCCGGGAAGUUCACAGGCUUUGGAAGUCUGUGUCCAGUGUGUAAUUUGAGACCUUCCUGUUGUGUUUGUAAAGGAAGUCUUUGUCACUUGCUGGAUGGAAACUGAAGUGAUCGGACACGUUUUCUGUAGAGCUGUAAUGCCAGAAAUAAACAAUAUGUAAAUAGAUUUCUGACUACUCUUCUUUCCCCUGCAAAGGGGGAGAAGUGGGCGUGCAUUUUCCAUGCUGGGAAAUGUCGCCUAUAUCAAGAUCUCCCUGGUCUGUCUGGGAACGCAACCAGAGGCAGAUCACCGGUAAACCAGCUCCGGGAGCAGGGAGAGGGGACAGCCUCUCCAGAUGGGGCUAGUUUUCCAACAAACUCCCCCUCUACUGAGUUAUUUAGUUUUAUUUAUUGUGUCCUGCUUUAUAUAAAAGUAAAUUCCCUUAUCAUUUUGUUAAAAUUUCUAUUACUAUAAUAAAGUUGUGAAUGUUUAUUCAGACCCUGCCAGUGAGUCCAAUCCAUUUUGUUGUUUCUGCAAAUAACCUGUAAAUGGUUCCCAAACUCUUUCAAAAUCCUUUUUGUCCUUCUCUCAUAGUUUCUCUGUUAGCUUAACCAAUUCUGCAUAAUUCACCAGUUUUUCUUACCAUUGUUCUUUUGAUGGUAUUUCUUCCAUCUUCCAAUUUUGUGCAGUCAAGAUUCUUGCCACUGUUGUAGCAUACAUAAAUAAUGUCCAUUUUUCUUUUGGCAGCUCUUGAUUUGAGAUACCUAACAGAAAGGCUUCAGGAUGUUUACCAAAGCUCAUUUUAAACAUUUUUUCAGUUCAUUAUAUAUCAUUUCCCAAUAUUUUUAAUGCAUUUGCAUUCCCACCACAUAUGAUAAAAUGUUCCUUCCUUUUCUUUACAUCUCCAGCAUCUCUUAUUUUCUUUCUUAAACAUCUUUGCCAUUUUCACUGGUGUGAUAUACCAUCUAUACAUCAUUUUCAUGUAAAUUUCUCUUAAUAAUAUACAAUCUGUAAAUUUUAUGUCAACUUUCCCCAAUUUCCCCCAACUUGCAACCUGAAUGUUGUGUCCCACAUACUGAGCCCAUUUAAACAUGACUGAUUUAACCUCUUCAUCUUUGGUUUCCCACUCUAAUAAAAUGCUAUAUACCGUAUUUUUCGCUCUAUAGGACGCACUUUUCCCCCUCCAAAAAUUGAGAGGAAAUGUGUGUGCAUCCUGUAGAGCGAAUGCAGGCUGCGCAACUAAGCCCAAAGCCAGAACAGGGAGACGGAGCGCUGUGCAGCGCUCCGUCUCACUGUUCUAGCUUUGGGAUAGCUGCGCAAAGCCUCCGCAGGGCAGCGGGGUGCCUUCACCCCGCUUCUCUGCAGAGGAAUCAAAGGCUGCACUCCAGGGGCUUCAGGCAGCUAUCCGCAAGCCUUCCGAGUGUGGCAGGAGUUCCCGCUGUGCUCGGAAGGCUUGCGGAUAGCUGCCUGUUCUGGGGGUUGGGGUCGGGGGAAGCCCGUCCCCAGCCCCGCAAGCUCCGGGAGUAGCGGCGAGGUUGCGCUCAAUCUUGCCGCUGCUCCUGGACCUGUUCUGGGGUCGGGGGACCCCGCCCCAGCCCCGCGGCUAAAAACGAAGCCAAGACAGCGAGCGGGAUCCAUCCCGCUCGCUGUCUUGGCUUAUGCCAAAGCCGUACGCAGCCUCUCCCGGCUGGAGAGGUUGGCGCAGCUAAAGAGGAAGCCAAGACAGCCCACGGGAUGGAUCCCGCUCGUUUUCUUGGCUUCAUUGCUCUUUGGGGCUGGGGGGAGAAAUAAGUUUUUUUCCUUGAUUUCCCCCCCAUGCGCCCUAUGGAGCAAAAAAUACAGUACUUUUUAAAACAAAAUUGGAUAAAAUUGGAAAAAGAAAAAGAAUCCUCCAUCUUUCUUCUAAUUUCUUCAUAACUGUAGCCUUUUUCACUUAAUAGUACUAUUUUACAUCACUUUCUGGGUGUCCAGUCAACUUCUUGUGCCAUUUCUUUAAUUUUAUUAUGUUUUACAAACCACUAAAUGAAAAAACAACAAAUAACCAACCAACAUGAUAGCCAUCACACAACACACUGUCAAAAGUCAACCUAAGCAAGUUGUGCUUCCUUUUUCUGGUUAUUCAGUUUUGACUGUUGAUAGAAUACAGAUACAGAUUACAUUCUUCAUUAAAUUAUCUUUCCAUUGAUACAUAAUUCUAAGGUAUUACUCAAAACAAAGUGGCGUUAUGAGCCAUCAAAUAUCUGAAAUACACUUUCCCCCCAAAAGGCUUCCACAGUUUUGGCCACUAUUGUAUAUCAAACAAAUCGACAUUCAUCAAUCCAUCAGAAUAUAUUAAUAAAAAUGUUGGUUAAUGACAACCAACAAAGGCAACGAACAAACACCCCACUCCCUUCAGUUCUUCUUGAUUUGUUCCUGAGGCUCUAAUCCCUUUUUUGUCUCCAUUGCAGAUUUUGAUGAAUUGGAAAACAAGAACAGGGAUGAACAUGACAAAACCCCCGGAGAGGAGAAGCCAUGCAAAAAUUUGGAAUUUGGAGAGAGCAGCAGUGAGAGCUCCUCUCUCACUUCCCAACCAAGAAUUCUCAUUGGAAAGAAACCCUAUCAGUGCAUGGAAUGUGGAAAGAGCUUCAGGAAAAGCUUCAAUCUCACUUCCCAUCAGAAAAUUCAUAAAGGGGAGAAACCCUAUCAGUGCUUUGAAUUUGAAAAGAGCUUCAGUCUGGGCUCCCAUCUCAUUUCCCAUCAGAGAAUUCAUACAGGGGAGAAAACCUAUCAGUGCAUGGAAUGUGGAAAGAGCUUCAGACAGAUUUCUGAUCUCACUUCCCAUCAAAGAAUUCAUACAGGGGAGAAACCGUAUCAGUGCGUGGAAUGUGGAAAGAGCUUCAGACAGAUCUCUGAUCUCACUUCCCAUCGAAGAAUUCAUACAGGAGAGAAACCCUAUCAGUGCCUGGAAUGUGGAAAGAGCUUCAAUACGAGCUCCUAUCUCAGUUCCCAUCGAAGAAUUCAUACUGGGGAGAAACCCUAUCAGUGUGUGGAAUGUGGAAAGCGCUUCAGUUGCAGCCAACAUCUCACUUCCCAUCAGAGAAUUCAUACAGGGGAGAAACCCUAUCAGUGUGGGGAAUGUGGAAAGAGCUUCAGCAUGAGCUCCUCUCUCACUAGGCAUCAGAGAAUUCAUACAGGGGAGAAACCUUAUCAGUGUGUGGAAUGUGGAAAGAGCUUCAGUCAGAGCUCCGAUCUCACUUCCCAUCAAAGAAUUCAUACAGGGGAGAAACCCUAUCAGUGCGUGGAAUGUGGAAAGAGCUUCAGUAAGAGCUCCUCUCUCACUUUCCAUCAAAGAAUUCAUAGAGGGGAGAAACCCUAUCAGUGUGUGGAAUGUGGAAAGAGCUUCAGUAAGAGCUACCAUCUCACUUCCCAUCAGAGAAUUCAUACUGGGGAGAAACCCUAUCAGUGUGUGGAAUGUGGAAAGCGCUUCAGUUGCAGCCACCAUCUCACUUCCCAUCAGAGAAUUCAUACAGGGGAGAAACCCUAUCAGUGCAUGCAAUGUGGAAAGAGCUUCAGUAAGAGCUCCUCUCUCAAUUCCCAUCAAAGAAUUCAUACAGGGGAGAUACCUUAUCAGUGUGUGGAAUGUGGAAAGAGCUUCAGUCAGAGCUCCGAUCUCACUUCCCAUCAAAGAAUUCAUACAGGGGAGAAACCCUAUCAGUGCGUGGAAUGUGGAAAGAGCUUCAGUAAGAGCUCCUCUCUCACUUUCCAUCAAAGAAUUCAUAGAGGGGAGAAACCCUAUCAGUGUGUGGAAUGUGGAAAGAGCUUCAGUUACAGCCACCAUCUCACUUCCCAUCAGAGAAUUCAUACUGGGGAGAAACCCUAUCAGUGCCUGGAAUGUGGAAAGAGCUUCAAUACGAGCUCCUAUCUCAGUUCCCAUCGAAGAAUUCAUACAGGAAAGAAACCCUAUCAGUGUGUGGAAUGUGGAAAGAGCUUCAGUAAGAGCUCCAAUCUCACUAUGCAUCAGAGAAUUCAUAAUGGGGAGAAACCCUAUCAGUGCAUGGAAUGUGGAAAGAGCUUCAGUCAGAGCUCCCAUCUCACUUCCCAUCAGAGAAUUCAUAAUGGGGAGAAACCCUAUCAGUGCAUGGAAUGUGGAAAGAGCUUCACUCAGAGCUCCUCUCUCACUUCCCAUCAGAAAAUUCAUACAAGAGAGAAACCCUAUCAGUGUGUGGAAUGUGGAAAGAGCUUCAGUACAAGCUCCUCUCUCAAUUCCCAUCAAAUAAUUCAUACAGGGGAGAAACCCUAUCAGUGCGUGGAAUGUGGAAAGAGCUUCAGGAAGAGCUGCUCUCUCACUUGCCAUCAAAGAAUUCAUACAGGGGAGAAACCCUAUCACUGUGUGGAAUGUGGAAAGAGCUUCAGUUACAGCCAGUAUCUCACUUCCCAUCAGAGAAUUCAUACAGGGGAGAAACCCUAUCAGUGCAUGGAAUGUGGAAAGAGCUUCAGUCAGAGCUCCCAUCUCACUAAGCAUCAGAGAAUUCAUACAGGGGAGAAACCCUAUCAGUGCGUGGAAUGUGGAAAGAGCUUCACUCAGAGCUCCUCUCUCACUUUCCAUCAGAGAAUUCAUACAGGGGAGAAACCCUAUCAGUGCAUGCAAUGUGGAAAGAGCUUCAGUAAGAGCUCCAAUCUCACUUUUCAUCAGAAAAUUCAUACAAGAGAGAAACCCUAUCAGUGUGUGGAAUGUGGAAAGAGCUUCAGUACAAGCUCCUCUCUCAAUUCCCAUCAAAGAAUUCAUACAGGGGAGAAACCCUAUCAGUGUGUGGAAUGUGGAAAGAGCUUCAGUUACAGCCACUAUCUCACUUCCCAUCAGAGAAUUCAUACAGGGGAGAAACCCUAUCAGUGCAUGCAAUGUGGAAAGAGCUUCAGUCAGAGCUCCCAUCUCACUAAGCAUCAGAGAAUUCAUACAAACGUUGGAAAAACCAUUAUAUAGCUUUAGGAGCCAGGCAAAUCCGCACCUUGUUAACCAGGCCUUGGACUGAUUGACAUCUAAUGCCCUUUUAAAAUGUGGUAGGGACGGGGGUUACAGAUGUGUAUUUUGUGUUUUUAUAUUGUCGUUUUAUGUUGUAACCGUCCUGAGACGUGGGAACAGGAGUCGACUUUUAGAGGCCGAUGGGUCUUUGCCCCCCCCCAUAAUAUACAGUCGUACCUCUUGUUACGUUUGUUUCAGGUUACGUCUUUUCAGGUUGCAUCCCGCGGUGACCCGGAAGUGGCUGAAAGGGUUUACUUCCAGGUUUUGCCACUCACACAUGUGCAGACACGUAAAAUGACAUCACACGAAUGUGCAGAAGCGGCAAAUUGCGACCCACGCAUGCGCAGACACGCAGAUGUGGAUUGUGUUCCUUUCAGGUUGUGAACAUGGCUCCGGAACUGAUCCCAUUUGCAACCAGUUGGGAAACCCCCAGUUGGUAGGCAUUGCCAUUCAAAUGGCGUGCAUGCAUCAUGUCAUUGAUUGUGCAAGGGGGGCCUUACCUGCCCCCCCCACCUAUAUUUUAUUCAAGUUGGCAUCACUGGGUCGGGUGGUAUACAAAUUAAAUAAAUACAUAAAUCGCUCUCCUUUGCACAUGUUCCAGCUUGUCAAUAUCCUUAUUUAUUAUCAUUUUUAAAGUUUAUGUGCCUUUCUCCUGAAGAUUUCAGAACAGAAACACAAAGGAUGAAAGCAUGGCUUUCUCAAAAACAAGUCAAGCCAGAGAAAUCUCUCCUCCCCUUUUUUGGAUGGAGUUACAAAUUUUGUAGUGUGUUUUGAUUUCAGUAAGGCUUUUGACAAAGUCCCCUGUGAUAUUUAUGCGAGGAAGAUGGUAAAAUGUGGGCUGAAUGAGGUAACUGUUAGGUGGAUUUGACUGACUGAACCCAAAGAGGACUCCUUCAUGGUUCCUCAUCAUCCUGGGGAAAAGUGACAAGAGGGGUGCUGCUGUUAGGAUAUUUCUGUUCCACCUUAAAAGGGAGCAGGCUUUGUGAGUCACAGAGUCUGCGUAUUUCCUGUUCACAGGAUGUUUCUGUUUUUUUGUUUUUUUAAAAAAUGAUAUUUAUUAAAAGUUUAAGAAUUACAGAAAAAAAUUUGACAAAGAUAAAAAGAAAAGCAUAAAAAAUACAAUACAGCAAAAAAAUAAAAACACAAUAACAUUAAAACACACAUCCAAUGUUCCAUAUCUUUAUCUUUCGAUUACUUGUUUCAUCGACCUCCUCACACCUCCCUUUUUGUAUUCUAGUUUAAUUUAUUGUUUCAGCAAAUUCUUUCCAUCUUUCUCAAUUUUUGUUAUAUAAUUUAUCUUAACGAUCUAACCUUUUAAUUAACUCAACAAAUCCUUUCCAUCUUUCACUAUAUUCUGUCAUUCAAUUUACCUUAAUUUAUUUAACCUUAUCUUACCAUAAAAAAAACCUUAAAACUUAAAACAUAAUGUACAUAACUCCUUAUAUCAUUUCUACUAAGGCCAAAUAGUUUCAUUCCAACAUUUUUCCUAAUACUCCUUAAUUUUACACUAAUUCUCAAAAUAUUUUUUAAAAACUUUCUUCCAAUCUUCAUCCAACGUCUCUUCUUCCUGGUCUCGGGUUUUGUCAGUCCUUCUUGUCCAUUCCAUCUAGUCCCUCAACCUGGUAAUCUUAUGUCCGAGGCUCUUAAGUCAUUUCCAUGUCCCUUCUGCAGAUCUUGUUUAUACCUGCACUUUACUUUGUCUUUUCUUGAUCUUUUUCUUAAUUUCUUUCCUUUCUCCUUGGUGGGUAGGUCUCGGGAGGACUCCAAUCCAAAAAUAUCUCCAUCUCUCCUCAGCAGAUCAGCUCAUUCCCCACAGUCCCAUUCCCCACAGUCAACACUGCAAUCCAGAAAGUAUUCAAAAGCAUGUUUCAAAGUCCUUCCAAAAUUAAGAGCCCUCACAACUCCAGACCCCCCCGGUCCACUCCAGAUUCAAAUUUCAACAACAACGGCUUAUGCUCCUGCAAGGCCUCAGAUCUCUUCAUUUUUGUUACUUGAGGUUCAACAGCAGCCUCCUCCAUUAUCUUCUGCAAUUGCGCUUGCCCUGUCAACACAAGUUCCUGGGCUGGUUCCUGAAUGGUUUCUAUAUGGGUAUUCGCUGUUUGUCCAAAGUUUUUAACUGCAACAGUCAUCAAAUCCAUCUUCUCAUGCAUCUGCUCCAGCAAAGCGCUUGUCUUGCAAUGAGCAAGCACCAAAACUUCUUGUAAACACAUUUUUAUUCAAGGUCAGAGUCUGGUCUCACGAUCAUAAUCUUACAGCUGUGAAAUCCCCAGAUCGACUCCGGCAACAAAUUAACAAGCUCCCUCUAGAGGAGACAAUUUCUAUUUGUAUCCAUCUUUUGAAAGCAGGACCAACAAGAAAAAAAAAGAUUACUUUCAUUUUUCAAAUACUUUGUUUCUUUUAAAUGCAAGAUGGUGAGCUCCACCUGGCUGACGGAAAGACGUUGCGAAUCGCAGGAGAAGGGACUGUGAGACUGGCAAGUCUGCACACAACCAUCAAAGGUGUACUUUAUGUUCCAGGUGCUGCAGACAAUUUGCUCAGUGUCCCACAGCUGACUGGGCGUGGUUUUGAGAUUUCUUUCAAGAGGAGCGUCUGUGUCAUCAGGAAAGGCAAAGAGGACAUUUUGCAUGCAAAGUUUAUAGAUGGAUUGUUCUGUAUAACUUAUGAUGACAAUGGUGCUGUUGUGUCUAAUGCUGAUUCUAAGUCCAUUAAGUUCACAAAGAGUGUUGAGUACAAUCCUAAGUGGGGGGAAAAUGUGGGAAUUUUCCAGAGUUGCCCAGAGGAAGAUGAAGGUGAUGUGAAAAAAGCAGCUGAUGUUGAGUUAGAAGAGGAAGCUGAGGAUGAUGAUCAGAGUUCGGAUUCCAGUUCAGUGGGCGGCGCUGCUGCUGAUGUCAGCGACAGUGAUGACACAGCAGACUACAAGAGCGCAAAGGCCUCAGUCAGACCAUCUGAUGCGUCUGACAAUGAACUGGAAGAACCACUGUUCACCAUUGGUCACUUUUCUCCUAAGAAGGAGGAGAUGAGUCCAGAAGACUUGCGUCUAGUACACAGAUCUGAAAGGGCGACGAAGGGCAAACCUCCAAAGAGAUUUGCUGAUGAGUUUGCUAAGACGGCAACUGCUGUUCUUAGUAGCUCAGAGAAGGUGUGGGAACCUUCAAGCUUCAAAGAGGUUCAGGAGUUAACCUCUAAAGAUGCUGAGCCUUGGCUUAAUGCCAUGAAGGCUGAAGUUGAUUCCUUGAAUAGGAACCAGACUUGGGAACUGGUACCGGUUGUCCCAGGAAUGAGACUGGUUGGCAGCAAAUGGGUCUUCAAGGCCUAAGUAAGCCUAAGUUCCUGUGAAGCAGAACUCAAUGCUCUUGUCAUUUUCACUCAUGGAUUGUGAAUGGUUGAUGCAACUGUUUAAGGACAUCAGAGUUUCUGUGAAAUGUCCUAUACAAGUGUAUCAAGACAAUAGAUCCUGUUUGGCUUUGCUGAACUCAGAGAGUUGCAAGCAAAGAACCAACUACUUGCAGAUUAAGCUACAUCGUGCAAGAGAGUGUAUUGAGAAAGGACUCAUUCAGGUGUCCUACAUGGCAGGAAAUGAAAUACCUGCUGAUCUGUUGUCUAAGGUUGUUAACAGAGAACAACUUAAGGUUUAUGUACAGAGGUUGCAAUUGGGUUGAACCACAGGUACCACAGGUUACACGGAAAGGGGGAGGAUGUUAGGAUAUUUCCGUUCCACCUUAAAAGGGAGCAGGCUUUGUGAGUCACAGAGUCUGCGUAUUUCCUGUUCACAGGAUGUUUCUGUUGUGUCUUUGCUUUCGUUUCUCUCUCUGUGUCAGAGACACUGAAGCAGGCAGUCAUGUUUUCUUUGUUAUGCUCAAUGCUGAAUAAACUUGUAAAUAAUGCUC